AUGUCGAACCAAAUGACCAAGAGCGAUGCCUCGCGUAUCCAAUCCAGUCAGUAUCGUGCUCACAGACGGGCAUCGCAGGCCAAAUCCGGCAGCGACAUGUCGUCCAGCGGGUUCGCGGCCCGCGCCCAAAGUGCGGGUGAUCGCAACGCCAACGUCAGCAACAAUAGUGGUGCUCAACGCUCGGGCGGAGCAAACCAGCAAAGCAAUGCUUCAUCCAAGAAGUAG
This is a messenger RNA of Exophiala xenobiotica, 225 nucleotides long. RefSeq lists its product as uncharacterized. The coding region runs from base 1 to 225 and encodes 74 amino acids. The record is from RefSeq and is a predicted model, not a curated record. The transcript is spliced from 2 exons. Lineage: Eukaryota; Fungi; Ascomycota; Eurotiomycetes; Chaetothyriales; Herpotrichiellaceae.